Messenger RNA from Ictalurus furcatus (blue catfish), 1610 nucleotides. Its product is annotated as extracellular calcium-sensing receptor-like. Bases 7 to 1563 code for a protein of 518 amino acids. The record is from RefSeq and is a predicted model, not a curated record. Gene Ontology annotation, molecular function: G protein-coupled receptor activity. Gene Ontology annotation, biological process: G protein-coupled receptor signaling pathway. The transcript is spliced from 4 exons. Gene Ontology annotation, cellular component: membrane. Lineage: Eukaryota; Metazoa; Chordata; Actinopteri; Siluriformes; Ictaluridae.
AAGAGAAUGAGUUUCUUGCACACAUGGCUUCUGUUCACUCAGGUGAGAGCAGCUGAUCCUCCCUGCAUAAUACAAGGGCUGCCCAAUCCUCCUCAAUUAAGUAAAGAUGGGGAUGUACUGAUUGGUGGGAUUUUUUCUUUACACAACAAAUGGGACCAGCCACCACAAACAUUCACAUCAGGGCCCAAGCAAGGAGAAUGCACAAGUUUGAACCUCAGAGAAUUUCAAAAUGCACAAACAAUGGUAUUUGCCAUUGAGGAAAUCAAUAACAGAACCAAUAUUAUUCCUGGCAUCAAUUUGGGUUAUAAAAUCUAUGAUACAUGUGGAUCAGUUGAAAUGACAACAAGAGCCUCCUUGUCCUUAAUCAAUGGCGAUGGAGAAACAAAUUCAGUGGCCUGCCAAAAACCUGAAACAGUUCAAGCAAUCAUAGGGCAAACAUCGUCUACCCCCACUAUUGCCAUAUCUGCAACAGUGGGACCUUUGCACAUUCCUGUGGUCAGUCAUGCUGCAUCAUGUGCAUGCCUUAGUGACAGAAAAAAACAUCCAUCUUUCUUCAGAACUGUUCCCAGUGAUUAUUUCCAGAGCAGAGCUUUGGCAAAGCUGGUCAAAUAUUUUGAGUGGACUUGGGUAGGGGCCCUAUGCAGCGAUAAUGAUUAUGGGAAUAAUGGUAUAAAUGCAUUUAUCAGUGCUGCCAAAAAAGAGGGAAUCUGUGUUGAGUAUUCAAAGGCAUUUUCUAAGACAGACCCCAGAGAAAAAAUUCUGAAAAUAGUUGAGAUUAUCAAGGCUUCAACCUCCAAAGUUAUUGUAGCUUUUGUUGCAUACACUGACUUUGGGUUUCUUCUGAGAGAAAUGGCCUUACAGAACAUGACUGGGUUUCAGUGGAUUGGAAGUGAGUCCUGGAUCUCAGAUUUAAACACUGCCAAUGCUGAAUGGCAGCAUGUUCUUAAAGGGUCUGUGGGUUUUGCUAUCCCAAAAGCCAAAAUGAAUGGUCUUGGGGAAUUUCUGACUAAGCUUAAUCCAGCUUCUGAUAUAGCUAUUUACAAAGAGUUGUGGGAGACAAUAUUUCAGUGUAAACUUUCAACACAACAAAAUGUUGAGAUGAAACAAUUGUGCAAGAGCAACGAAAGUCUCACACAAGUUCAAAACCUUUAUACAGAUGUUUCAGACUUACGAAUUGCAAAUAAUGUUUAUAAGGCAGUUUAUGCUGUGGCUUAUGCCCUGCAUAGCAGUUAUGGAUGUUCAAAGAGGGACAGUGGACAAGGUUCUGAUUUGUGUACAAACCUUGCAGAUAACCAGCAACCGUGGAAGAUCGUGAGUGAGUUGACGAAAAUCCAUUUCACCACUGCAGCAGGAGAGGAUGUAUUCUUUGAUGAGAAUGGAGACCCAGCAGCGAGGUAUGAUGUGCUGAACUGGCAGCAAGGCAAAGAUGGUAAAACAGUAUUUGUUAAAGUGGGUUUCUAUGAUGCGUCUCUGCAAACACACCUUCAGCUAACAUUUAACAACAACAGUAUAGCCUGGGCCCACAACAAACCACAGGUAAACAACAGCUAUAUGAACAGAUAAUAUGUACAAUAAAUAUUUUAGAAACUUAUCAAUAAAACCGUACAAUA